GGGUGAGAUUAUCAAACCCUAAGAAGAAUCUUCUUCGAUAGUUUACUUGGAAAGGAGGAAAACAGUGUGAAUGAGUUCGCACGGUGUGCUACGAAAUCGCCACCCAUAAAAACCCCACCGACCUAUUCCCUUUCCUUCUCAGGCGUCGUUGUUUAUCAUACUUUCCCUCCGCCGCCUCUUCUAGUUAGGGUUUCUCCUUCCAAUUUUUAAACCUCAUAUCUGGAAAUUCUAAUCGGGAAAAAAAUGCAAUAGUAAUUUUUUUUUGAGAAAAAUAGGAAUAUCGCUGUUUCAGAGAAAAAUGUAUAGUAUGAACGGUAACUGCAGUGCUUGGGAGUUCCCAAUUUUCUUGAUGUCAUGGUUCUCACCCGCACUGGCACAAUUUAUUUAAAACUGCUCAAGUACUAGAAUUCUAUUUGACCGCUGAUUCGGAGCUUUUAUAUUCGAACGUGUUUAAAGAUAUUGAUCUAGUAGAUAAAAAUGGAAGCAAACACCGAAAAGGCAUUGGGUAGGGCUGUGCUCAAACUGAAGCGAAAGCGUGCAUCUCGGCAUGCUACAUGUCCAAAUGAAGCUCUGCGACCAGUGUUACCUCAAUGGACAUCACUAAUAUCACCAACAAACAAUGUUGUCAAACGGGUGAGAUUGAACAGGUACGAAAGCAAGCCGACAUACUCAGGGACUCAUAUUGGACGGUCGUUGGUUAGGUAUUACUUGAAUUAUAAGAAGAGCGGGCGGCCAGAACGCUUGAUGGUCUAUCAAAAUGGCGGAUGGAUGGACUUUCCUCAGGAUGUUGUUGACUUGGUUAGGAAAGAUUUUGAUGUAAAGAAAGCAGUUGUGGAGGUAGAGUUAAAUGGCAAGCAUCUUGUUCUGAAUUUUUUGCACAUGUAUCAGAUGAAUCUUAUAACUGGAUUGCAGCAACCUAUUGCUUGGAUUGAUGAGACAGGGUGCUGCUUUUUCCCUGAAAAUUAUGCUGAUUCUGAUGAAGGACCUUAUGAUCUUGGCAAUCAGGAAACUGAGAAAAGUCAUGAAUCAUUGUUCCAAGAUCCCAAUGAAUCUAAUGAAAUAAAAUUACAUUUAGAAAUUGAAAUAAAUGGAGUGGGUGCAUCCAAUUUGGGGGAGUGCAGUGGGGAGUCCAAUGCUGUAGUCAAGCAUAUUCAAAUUGAUGCAAAACAAGCCUGUAAUCAAAUUGAUUUAGAAAUUGAAGAUAGCAGUAAUAAAAUGGGCAAUGAAAAUGAUGGUGAAGCCGUUGAGCAAAAUAAAAAUGUAGGUUUUAAUGCUUAUAAUGAAACUGUAUAUGAAAAGUUGGAUUUGGAUACUGUACAGAAGGUGUUCCUUAACGGAAUGAGUAGUUUUGGUAGGGCUGACUUAGUUGAGAUUUACCCUUUCUCAAGUACAUUAAUGCAAUCGCGAUUGGAGCUGUUUGAGAAGCAAGCUGAAAUUACGAAACACUGUCAUGGGGAUGCUAAUGUUCAAUAUGCUUGGCUUGCUUCUUCUAAAGGAGAACUAUCUACUAUGAUGAAGUGUGGGCUUGGUCAUUGUGGACUAUCUGCAUCUAAGUGCACAUAUGGAAUUGGUGUUCAUCUUGCAGCUGCUACCUGUCCUUUUGCCAGUGCUAGUUAUUGUGAUGUUGACGAAAAUGGGGUUCGGCACUUGGUCUUUUGUCGAGUAAUAAUGGGGAAUAUGGAGCUUCUCCGUCCUGGCACUAGACAGUUCCGUCCCAGUAGUUGUGACUAUGAUAGUGGGGUGGAUGACAUCCACAGUCCAAGAUACUAUAUAGUAUGGAAUAUGAAUGUGAACACCCACAUCCAUCCAGAAUUUGUUGUUAGUUUCAAGGUUUCUGCUGAUGUCGAAGGUCUUCUUUCUCGAAAUAAGAGCAAGAAUAAUAUUUUUGGGGUUAAUUCAGCUAGCCAAGGUCCUAAAAGCUUGUCACGUUCAGAGUCUUCGACAGUGGACACCGGAAUAACAACUAGUUUGCCAAAAGCUCCAACAUCCCCUUGGAUGCCUUUUCCUAUGCUUUUUGCUGCUAUCACAAACAACGUUCCUGCCAAGGAUAUGGAACUUAUCAAUAUGCAUUAUCUUCACUUCCGGGCAAAAAAGAUGACUCGUGAUGAAUUUGUGAAGAAGUUGAGGUUGAUUGUUGGAGAUGCUCUCUUGCGAGCUACAAUAACUAGUCUUCAACGACGCAAGAUACCAUCCCAAUCAUCUUGUGUGAUCAAAAUGGAAACCUGAGGCUACCUUAUUAUGUACGGGGAGGUGACCUUUACACUUCAAACUUUGCCAACUUAACGCCGAACACUCUGAAAGAGCCAAAAUGAACAUGUGAAUAUUGUUAGUUCUUGGGAUAACUAUCUGCUUUUAAAUUUUCUUUUGAUUGCAUCCUCUUUUGGAACAUACUUGUUAUUAGAAUUUAGAACUUUAUUUGAAUUGUUCUAUAUCAAUGUGAGAUAGAGCACCGUCCAGCUAAAUUGUUUAAACCUUAAGGUAAAACAUAAAACUGUAUUUGGAUAUUCCAUAUCGUUUUUUGCACUUCAAAUUGAGCUGUCACUUUGUACUGUGGAUUGUUGGAUAGAAAAUCUUAAUUAAUGGGUGGUUUGAUGCA
This is a messenger RNA of Cicer arietinum (chickpea), 2596 nucleotides long. Its product is annotated as inactive poly [ADP-ribose] polymerase RCD1-like. Lineage: Eukaryota; Viridiplantae; Streptophyta; Magnoliopsida; Fabales; Fabaceae. The record is from RefSeq and is a predicted model, not a curated record. Gene Ontology annotation, molecular function: NAD+ poly-ADP-ribosyltransferase activity.